AUGAUCCGGGCCUUCUCGUUCCCGGUGAGCCCCGAGAGGGGCCGGCUGCGGGGCUGGCUGGAGGGCAGCCUGGCUGGGCUCUGCGAGUUGCACUGGCUCCGGGAGAGACAGGAGUACCGCGUGCAGCAGGCGCUGCGGCUGGCCCAGCCCGGAAUGGGGGGCGUUGAGGCCGAGGACGAGGAGGACGCCGAAGAGGACGAAGAUGCGGCGGCGGCGCGCCGGGCCGCAGCGGCCCUGGAGGAGCAGUUGGAGGCCCUGCCUGGGCUCAUCUGGGACCUGGGCCAGCAGCUGGGAGACCUGAGCCUGGAGUCUGGGGGCCUGGAACAGGAGAGUGGGCGUAGCUCAGGCUUCUAUGAAGACCCCAGCUCCACAGGAGGUCCAGACUCACCGCCCUCGACCUUCUGUGGAGACAGUGGCUUCUCCGGAUCUGGCUCCUAUGGACGCCUGGGUCCCUCUGAACCCCGGGGUAUCUAUGCCAGCGAGAGGCCCAAGUCCCUAGGAGAUGCCAGUCCUAGUGCUCCGGAGGCUGUGGGCGCUCGGGCAGCGGUGCCGCGGUCCUUCUCGGCGCCCUACCCGACGGCGGCGGGGUCUGCGGGCCCGGAGGCCUGCUCCUCGGCGGAGCGGCGGGCCCGAGCGGGGCCCUUCCUGACCCCCAGCCCUCUGCACGCCGUGGCACUGCGCAGCCCGCGGCCCUGCGGCCGCCCUCCUGCCGAUUCGCCCGACGCGGCGGGCGCAGGGCGGCCCCUGGACGGCUACAUUUCGGCGCUCCUGCGCAGGCGCCGCCGCCGGGGGGCGGGCCAGCCCCGAACCAGUCCCGGGGGCGCGGACGGGGGCCCGCGGCGCCAGAACAGCGUGCGCCAGCGGCCGCCGGACGCGUCCCCGCCCCCCGGAGGCGCGCGGCCCGCGACCGAGCCCUCGGUGGAGCGCGCCGGGGGCCGUCCCACCAGCCCCGCCGCCUUGAGUCGCGCCUGGGCCUCCCCGUGGGAGUCAGAGGCGGCUCCCGAGCCGGCCGCGCAGCCCGUUGCCCCCUCGCCCCCCGACAGCCCUGCCGAGGGCCGCCUGGUGAAGGCUCAGUACAUCCCAGGCGCGCAGGCCGCCACCCGCGGCCUCCCUGGUCGCGCGGCGCGCCGCAAAGCGCCGCCACUGACCCGUGGCCGCAGCGUGGAGCAGUCACCACCGCGGGAGCGUCCCCGGGCCACGGGCCGCCGUGGACGCAUGACGGAGGCCUCGGGCCGCCGGGGUUCUCCCAGGGCUCGCAAGGCUGCGCGCUCCCAGUCUGAGACCAGCCUGCUGGGCCGCGCCGCCGCGGUUCCUCCCGGCGCCCCCAAGUACCCUACAGCGGAACGGGAAGAGCCUCGGCCGCCGCGGCCCCGCCGCGGUCCAGCGCCCACGCUCGCGGCUCAGGCCGCAGGGUCCUGCCGCCGCUGGCGCUCCACGGCCGAGAUCGACGCUGCCGAUGGGCGCCGCGGCCGGCCCCGCGGCCCCGCGGCCCGCGGUCCAGGGCCUGGCCCGUCCCCGUCAGCUCCUCAGCGUCGUCUGCUCUACGGCUGCGCGGGCAGCGACUCGGAGUGCUCGGCUGGGCGCCUGGGGCCUCUCGGACGCCGGGGGCCUGCAGGCGGCGUUGGCGGCGGCUACGGGGAGAGCGAAUCGAGCGCCAGCGAGGGCGAGUCGCCUGCCUUCAGCUCUGCGUCCAGCGACUCAGACGGCAGCGGUGGCCUCGUGUGGCCUCAGCAGCUAGUGGCGGCCACCGCGGCCUCCGGGCCAGGGGGUGGUGCAGGUGGAGGGGCGCCCGCGGGCCCCGCCAAAGUCUUUGUGAAGAUCAAGGCAUCCCACGCGCUGAAAAAAAAGAUACUGCGUUUCCGCUCGGGUUCUCUCAAGGUCAUGACUACCGUGUGA
This is a messenger RNA of Cynocephalus volans (Philippine flying lemur), 1896 nucleotides long. It is a transcript of the gene DACT3, whose product is annotated as dishevelled binding antagonist of beta catenin 3. The record is from RefSeq and is a predicted model, not a curated record. Gene Ontology annotation, cellular component: cytoplasm. Gene Ontology annotation, biological process: negative regulation of canonical Wnt signaling pathway. NCBI's taxonomy places the organism in Eukaryota, Metazoa, Chordata, Mammalia, Dermoptera, Cynocephalidae. The coding region runs from base 1 to 1896 and encodes 631 amino acids. The transcript is spliced from 4 exons.